AUGGGUCAGCGUAAUUCCACGUCAGUACCAUCAUCAGUGCAAGAAAUCAAAUCGAAUUUGGCCGCUACUGUCGAUUACGAAAUCGAUUCUCCUCGAUUCUCUGUUCAUGAUGCUCGGAAAGUGCAGGAAGGUAUUGAAUAUUUGAACGAACAUGGCUAUGCUGUGUUUGCUGAUGUACUUUCUCCUGACGAGAUCACUUCUAAUAUCGAUCUACUAUGGAAACAUUUGGAGAAUUUGCCUUCACCAUAUCACAUUCGAGGAGAUAAUGCGAAAACAUGGGACUUUUUAUGGCCAGGUAUAGCUCGUCUAGGAUUGAUGGCGAAUGAAGGUAUCGGUCAGUCCCAAUUUAUGUGGUCGGUACGAGGCAAUCCAAAUGUUAAAAAGAUUUUUGCUCAAAUUUGGCACACAUCUGAAUUGCUAGUCUCAUUUGAUGCUGCUGGCUGCUUUCGCGACUGGCAUUUGAAUCGCACGUGGAAGACAUCGAGUGGCUGGUACCAUUGCGAUCAACAUCCAAUUAGAAAGCCCGACCGUUGCUCGAUUCAAGGUCUAGUGUCUAUAACUGAUAGCAACGAAUUUACUGGUGGUCUUACCAGACAAGAGUUUGUAAGAGACAGAGUGGCCUGCACACACUGGCCACAUGAGCUCAAUGCCUCUAGCCUGCCACAAUUUGACGAAAAACAAGCACUCAAACUAAACGCAUAUCAACAAUCUCUUAUUAUUGGCACUAAUGUCGACGCAAAUGAUGCAAUAACAGGAACGGUAGUCGAUGUGUGA
Messenger RNA from Rotaria sordida, 774 nucleotides. Lineage: Eukaryota; Metazoa; Rotifera; Eurotatoria; Philodinida; Philodinidae. The record is from the annotation of a GenBank genome assembly.